Messenger RNA from Chinchilla lanigera (long-tailed chinchilla), 1985 nucleotides. RefSeq names its product melanoma-associated antigen 10-like. Gene Ontology annotation, cellular component: nucleus. NCBI's taxonomy places the organism in Eukaryota, Metazoa, Chordata, Mammalia, Rodentia, Chinchillidae. Bases 648 to 1406 code for a protein of 252 amino acids. Gene Ontology annotation, biological process: negative regulation of transcription by RNA polymerase II. The transcript has 5 exons. The record is from RefSeq and is a predicted model, not a curated record.
CACAUUUCCGGAAGUGACGUCCACCGACUGCAGCUGCAGCUUCGGGUCGGAGCUAUGGAGGUCCAGUUCUGAGGUGCUCGCAUCAGAUUUUAUUUUCCAGAGUCUGGAUUCCACAUCUCAGAAAGGCUGAACUGGUGUUGCUCCCCACUCUUCCACUUUCCAGGACUGAAGGUUUCGGUCACAGUGAGCCAGCUCCAAGGCAUAACGGCACGGUGUGUGGGCCUGCUGGGAGGAAGGCUGCUCACCACAAGUCUUCCAGGAGGGGAGAGGAGCUCUAGGAAGCAGGAGAGGAGGUCUUGGUCUGAAGCAGUGUCCACACCUCACAGCAGUGGAGGUCGCCUGACAGUGCCAGGAGUCAAGGCAUCUGAGUCCUCAUCUUGAAGCUCUUGCUGUCCCCAAGGAACGUGAGAACACCUUCAUCAUAAGAAGAGCCACGCGUCAAGCUAGAGAAGCCUUCCAGGCCAAAGAGGGACACAAAGACUAGUGGGUGUGUGGGUGCUCUAGUCUGAGGGAGAGCAAGUAGCUGCCACUGCUUUCUCUGCAUCCUCUUCCUGCUGUACCGAAUCCCAGGCACACCAGCAGAAGGACCUGGGACCAGGACACCAAGUCCUCAGGUUUCUCAGCUCUUCUCCUUUACCCUCAUUGCCAUGGCCUCUAAUUACAAUGGCCAGUCUGGCCAAGGCCCCAGCAAGGAACAUGAGGAGCGUCCAUGCCCCUCACAGGACCAGGAAGGUCCUCAGGCCUUGCCCCUUGAGGUCUUACACAAGAAAAUAGAUGCCUUGGUGGAUUUCUUGCUCUACAAGUAUAGCAAUAAGGAGCUGACCACCAAGGCAGAAAUGCUGUACUUCUGCAUGCAGGAUUACCCAGAGCACUUUUCUGUGAUCUUCAACAAAGUCUCUGAUUGCUUAUAUAUGGUCUUUGGCAUUGAUAUCAAGGAAGUGGAUCCCCCUGGGGAUGUAUAUGCCCUUCUGCCUGUCCUAGGCCUCACCUAUAAUGAGAUAGUGGGUGAUGACCACAGCAUUGCUAAAACCAGCCUCUUGAUAAUGAUUAUCACUGUUAUCUUCCGCACGGGCAACUGUGCCAGUGAAGAGGUUGUCUGGCUUGCACUCAAUAGAAUGCAGGUGUAUGAUGGGGUACAGCACUUGAUCUAUGGGGAUCCUAGGAAAUUCAUCACCGAGGAUUUGGUGCAGGAAGGGUAUCUAGAGUAUCGGCAGGUGCCCAAUAGUGAUCCUCCUUGCUAUGAGUUCCUGUGGGGUCCAAGGACCCACGCUGAAACCACCAAGAUGAAAGUGCUGGAGCAUUUGGCCAAGGUUAAUAGGAGAGAUCCUUGGUCCUACCCUCUUCUGUAUGAAGAGGCUUUGAGAGAUCAGCAAGAGGCCGCCCAUGCACGAGGUGUGGGCCUCUGAGGAGGCAAGGUAUAGGCAGGGACAGGGCAUGUUCAGAAGCUACGUCAUCAGCUUCGCCCCUGCCCAUGUAAAAUGAUGCCCAUUCUUCAGUCUGUGUUUGAGGACAGCAGCAGGCCUUCUCAGGAGUGAAGGGCCAGGGUAGUGGGGAAACCCUGGGAAUAUUUUCUUGAUGUUUGUUCUAUUUGUGUUACAUGAAAAUUGACAGUUUAUUUCUUGAAAAUUGAAGGGGUUUACAUAUUUCAUUUGAAGAAUGGUAUUGAUCUCACAUCUAUUUUUGCUAUUGUUACAUCAUUUGUCCACAUUUAUUUUGAUGAAAUUGUGCUUUUCUGUGGUAUUGAGCAAAUGGAUUUUGCUUUUCGUUUCCAAGAGUAAGAGUCUUUGCUGUUUUGUAAAACCAACUAGGAAACCUUUUGCUUUUUUGUGAUAUGAAACAUACCAUAGCACUGAAGUGGGAAUUUCUUUGAAAUGUGUAAGAACUGUUAAGAUAAAUGGAGUUGAGAAAUUAAGACAUAAAGAUAAAUUUCAAUUUGUGACUUUUCCAUGUUUUCCAGUUAUUAUAAACUAUUGAAAAAUAAAUGU